Messenger RNA from Tetranychus urticae (two-spotted spider mite), 938 nucleotides. RefSeq lists its product as uncharacterized. The record is from RefSeq and is a predicted model, not a curated record. Lineage: Eukaryota; Metazoa; Arthropoda; Arachnida; Trombidiformes; Tetranychidae.
GCCAAUCUGUCUUUGUUGAGGCCAAAACUUUUGAUAUUUUGUAUCUUAACAUCUUGUAUGCAUCUAAGCAUUUCUGUUGUUCAACUCAAUUAUUAAUUAUUAUAUCUUCUGAAGGAAUGGAGCAAAAUAUUGAAAACCUCGGAACAAUUAAAUGUAAAGUGAAACUAGCUGAUGUCUAUUAUGACUUUGUUAUUGAAUGGUCACAGGAAAGACAGUGUUAUGAGCCACAACAAUUUUUCAAACAACUUGCCUCGAUCUCUGGAAUACCAUUAAAAUGUACAUAUUUAAUUGCAAUUGCUGGAGCUCCACGCCCAAACAACCAACCACCUAGCUAUAGAUUUUUCUACAAUCAAGAGGCAGAAAUUAACAAGGAUCGAACAAUUGAAAAUGAGAUUUUAUUAUGUAACGAGUUAAUCAAACUAAUGGUACACUAUAUGGAUCAUGGCAUCGAUUGUUUUAUCCUUAGGUUCACAAUGCUGUGUAUGACUAAUUCACUGACUAUCAAUUAUUGCAUGUUGCCGGAAGACGAAAGGUUGGUCAGCGCAGAUCGGUGUAUAAGUCAAGGGGCCGAGUGGUGGAGAACGGUGUACUUUUGCCGUUAUGGAAGCAGUAAAUCAAUGUUGGAUAGGAUUAGAUCCAUACUUACCAAUGAAGAGUUGAAAUCAAAAAUAGCGGAUUUACUUCCUUUAAGCCCAGCAAAUACAGAUUAUUAUCAACGGGCGACUAUACGACAUAAUUUUCUCAUGCAUUUCAAUAUCAGACAGUGUUUGAAGCCAAAUUGUAGUAGUGAUUUGUUGAGAUUUUGCAUCACUUCAAAUCAUCUGUAUCUGAGAACUCGCGGAUAACGUAUAAUGCUAACAAGAUAAAUAUCAGGGGAAUAACCUGAAAUGUGAAUUAUUCUUGUUUCAGUAAAAAAUGAAACUUUUUCGAUACGCGGA